AUGCCCGAUGACUUUUAUAUUGACGUCCCUCCCAUAAAUCCACAGCACCGCAACUCCGCCCGCCCGCAACCUACCACGCCAGCCAAUAGCCGCAUCACAGUCCGGAAUCCCUCCUCCGCGACGACCCAGAGUAUUUCUUUCUCUACCACGGAUCCUCCACCAGGAACUAUACCAUCGUCCACCAUGGGCGACGUCGAAGAGCCUACACAGUACGACGAUCAGGGUGGCAGUGCCUAUGGUGCUCCCACCCCGCUUUCGCAACUCGAAGGAAAUGGAAUUCAUGCAAGGGAUAUCAAAGCGAUUGUCGAAGCUGGGUAUAAUACCGUUGAAGCAGUUGCUUAUACCUCGAAACGACAGUUGUUAACCAUCAAAGGCAUAUCGGAGGCAAAGGCCGACAAGAUUAUAGCUGAAGCCGCCAAGCUUGUUCCUAUGGGAUUCACAACAGCCACUGACAUCCACGAACAACGAAGUAAACUCAUCUCCAUUACCACAGGCUCUAAACAACUCGACACACUCCUCGCUGGCGGUAUUGAGACGGGAUCUAUCACAGAGAUAUUUGGUGAGUUUAGAACAGGAAAGAGCCAGCUGUGUCAUACUCUGGCUGUAACAUGUCAGUUACCCCUCGAUAUGGGUGGUGGCGAAGGCAAAUGCCUGUAUAUCGACACGGAGGGUACAUUUCGUCCCGUUCGUCUUCUCGCCGUGGCCCAACGCUAUGGCCUCAAUGGCGAAGAGGUCCUCGACAAUGUCGCCUACGCUCGUGCAUACAACUCGGACCAUCAGCUACAGCUGCUGAACAUGGCGGCACAGAUGAUGACCGAAACAAGAUUUUCGCUGCUUAUAGUUGACAGCGCGACCAGUCUUUAUCGUACCGACUUCUCGGGUCGCGGGGAUUUGAGUGCCCGACAAAUGCACUUGGCGAGGUUCAUGAGACAGUUGCAGAGACUAGCCGAUGAAUUCGGAAUUGCUGUGGUUAUCACAAAUCAAGUUGUAGCACAGGUCGAUGGAGCUGUAUUCAAUCCCGACCCGAAGAAGCCUAUUGGAGGAAAUAUCAUUGCACAUGCCUCAACUACUAGACUUUCACUAAAGAAAGGUCGCGGAGAAACUCGUAUUUGCAAAAUUUAUGACUCGCCGUGUUUGCCGGAGUCUGAAUGUCUUUUCGCAAUUAAUGAGGAUGGUAUUGGCGACCCAAGUCCAAAGGAUAUGGAAGCACAUGAAAGAUAA
Molecule: messenger RNA, 1221 nt
Organism: Orbilia oligospora ATCC 24927
Lineage: Eukaryota; Fungi; Ascomycota; Orbiliomycetes; Orbiliales; Orbiliaceae
Exons: 5
Coding region: 1-1221 (406 amino acids)
Biological process (GO): mitotic recombination-dependent replication fork processing; chromosome organization involved in meiotic cell cycle; DNA strand invasion
Cellular component (GO): condensed nuclear chromosome
Molecular function (GO): ATP hydrolysis activity; double-stranded DNA binding; ATP binding
Source: RefSeq, a predicted model, not a curated record